UGCAAUAAUAUCACAAUUAGUUUCUGACUGGGUGUAAAGAUGCAGGCAUUUUUGCAUAAGGGAUCACAGUAUUCAAACAAGACAUUUCAGGGCAGAUUUCAACAAUUUAAGCAUUUCAGGCCAUUUAAUAUGACAUUUAAGACAUAUAAUUUUUGUAAUGUAUUUUCCAAAGCAUGUGAGCUUAUGCAAGGUGCAUUCUUUGAUGCACAAGCACUGGAAAAGCACUGAAAAAACCUCUAAAUUACUUUGGAAGGACGCACCAGUCCCCAUUAUUGGCCCCACACACAGAAAGUUAUCAGUUGUAACAGGAACCCCACACAUCCAACUUAGACAUGCAACACUCAAACCUACACGAUAUCAUCAGACUGACGAAAAACACCAAACCCCAAAAAAGGAAAUAGCUGCUGAAACUGUCAGGCAGAAAACAGAAGUAGCAUCCUUCAUUUUGUACAAAAAAAUUAACAGACACGCCUCGAAGAAAUACAGACUUGCAUCUGCAAACCUGAAUAACCAGCUCUGAACCGCCACACACCCUGACAAAAACCAAAUACAGACAGCAAUGAAGUUCAGUGCCUAGUCAUGUUGGAGGGGAGAGAGGCAUAUCAGAACAGGAGCUGUAACACUUCUAAGUUUGACGACAGGGAAUUCUAUAACGCUAUUCGGGACGAAGACCUGGGACGUAUGGAAGAAAUGACAAAAAAGUACGGCAGCAACUAUCUCCUAAAGAUGCAAGAGACCCCAGGUGUUUUCUGUAAGGCUCGUGCUGCCCGUCCCCUUCACCUGGCUGCCACUUACAGAAGAGUAAAGAGCAUGCAGAGCCUGCUAUCAGCAGGGGCAGACCCUGAGAUGAGGGACGGGCUUGGUCAAACCACUCUACACUUGUUGAUAACCAGCUGGCCGAGUGAUAAAACAACUUGGCAAAAACCAGGCUCCAAGCUGUUUAACGAGGCAGAGGCAUGUCUGCGCCUCCUUUGUGAGCACGGUGUUAACGUCAACGCAGAGGUGGAUGGCAAGAUUCACCAGACAGCUCUCCACCUUUCAGUGCGCUGUGCAGCUCUGUCUGCUAUCCAUAUUCUAGCCAGCUAUGGUGCUGAUGUUAACGCAGCGGACAGCAAUGGGAUGACUCCCCUGCAUAUGGCUGCUGGGAUCCUUCAUAAAGACAUUAUAGCCAGCUUGGUCAGAGAGGGAGCAGAUAUCAACAUGGGGGUAAAGGACUCUGGGAACACUCCUCUGCACAUAGCUGCUGUGGCAACGGCUAUGAAGACCACUAAAACCCUGGAGGACAGCAGUGGCUGCAUCUCAGAGCUGGUCAAACAUGGAGCCCAGGUCAACGCUACAAACAAAGCUGGAUUGACACCUUUACAGGAGGCGUGCACCAUAGGCGACAAUGAGCUGGUGGACCUGCUGCUCAGGUAUGGAGCCAACAUCGAUGAGCUGAGCAAAGCAGGAGAGAACUGUCUGUUUCUGUUCCUGAGCCGCAGGCCUAAUUUGACGAAAAACUCUCUGCUGGUGAAACUCUUCAGUCUAAUCUCGCCGCUCACUGUCUACAACCACAAAGGCCUCCUGCCCGCCACCUUGAAUCGACCAUGUUUCUUCAAACAGAGACAACAGUUACUAAAACUCAUUCAGCAGCCAAGGAGGCUUCAGGACAUUUGCAAGAGAGUAAUUUAUCUAAAAUGUGUCCAAGACAAGAGAGAUGAGUUAAGAAAAGUCCUGCCUGAGAGUGUUUAUAACUUUGUAUUCAACUACUGGGAGGAUUUACAUAUUUCCUUUGAGACAGAUAGUGAUGGUGAUCGGGACUCACUAACUAGCCUAACUGACAUGGCUCCUGUCUAACACCUGUGUGUGUCGACUGCAAACUGCACUAAAGCUGCUUCUGAUCAAAACAAAUAAAUCACAGUAGCUUACCUUCA
Molecule: messenger RNA, 1913 nt
Organism: Acanthopagrus latus (yellowfin seabream)
Lineage: Eukaryota; Metazoa; Chordata; Actinopteri; Spariformes; Sparidae
Product: ankyrin repeat domain-containing protein 61-like
Exons: 5
Coding region: 580-1836 (418 amino acids)
Molecular function (GO): protein binding
Source: RefSeq, a predicted model, not a curated record